Molecule: messenger RNA, 911 nt
Organism: Dinoponera quadriceps
Lineage: Eukaryota; Metazoa; Arthropoda; Insecta; Hymenoptera; Formicidae
Product: protein PBDC1
Exons: 4
Coding region: 122-616 (164 amino acids)
Cellular component (GO): cytoplasm
Source: RefSeq, a predicted model, not a curated record
GUUCUUCACUGUGUAAGACGUCGCGUGCGCGAUCGAUCAAUUCUCGCGUAUCGUGUUUACAAGACUCCAAACGGACACUCGUACCUUCCCAGCAAUUGUCGGAGCAGUCGCCGGCGAAACAAUGACGGACAUCAGCAUGCAUCAGCAGUACCCCGGCCUCGACGUACUGUCGAGACCCGCCGAAGAAUUCGUCAACGACCCAAGCGUCGAGAGAAUGUGGGCCAUGAAAGCUAUGGAGCACGCGGAGGUUUACUUCAACAUUUUAUGUUCGGUCGAUCCAAAACUCUUGAGGCUUACACCGCACGACGACCUGAUCUACAAAACGUUCCGGGAGACGUUUCCUGAUAUGAAGGUGGACAAAAUAAACGAGGAGGAAUUGAAGUCUCACGAACAGAAGGAGAAAUGGAGACCCUUCUGUCAGCAAUUCAAGGACACCGUGGAGGACUACAGUUUCGGUACACUGAUGAGAGCGGACUGCACCGGGGAGUACUCGGAGGAGAACAGCAUCCUCACGACCAGGAUACAGUUUUACGCCGUUGAGCUUGCGAGGAACAAAGAGGGUCUCAAUGACAUCGUGCGGAAAACAUACAAACCGAAGGAGAAUGUUAAGAAGUGAUCGGACAGCUUGCUGAGUCACAACUAGUUACGUUAGUACCGUCGAAGAUACAUUCGAACACUCCCCGUUUCUCGGUAUAUAACUCUAUUUUACAGACAAAGUGUAUAUAUAUACACAUAUAUAUAUAUACACACAUGCACACACAAUUCGUAACAAUUUUGUAAGAUAUUGUAGGUAAUAACAGAGAGAGAGAGAGAGAGAGAGAGAGUUGGCGAUGGAGUUGUGGCAAACGAAUGCGGCGCGCUGCUGUUGUUGGAUUAAUUUUAUUAACAAUAAAAAACAAAGGUGAAGCGAA